AUGUUUCCAGGAUAUGGGUAUACCCCUUCGACAGCGAGCCCGACGUGGGCCCAGGGCGCGCUUCAUGACGGGCUCCUGCUCGACGACCCCGCCUUCCGUGCCGUCCAGUACCAGGACCUAGAGGGCGCUGUCAUCCUGUAUCCGACAUCUGAUCUCCCUGUCGCUCGCUCGGUCGUAGGCUCGGAGAAGCGAGACAUAGCUCAUGCCCUCCGGCGCGCGUGCGUGCCCCAGCACGAGUGUAGCUGGUGCGGGAAGAGGUUCACCAGGAAGCUCAACCGCAAUGAACAUAUCCUCCGACACGAGAAUCAGCUUACCUUCUCCUGCAAUGUCGCCGGGUGCACGCAGCGCGUCAACACGCGAAGCGACCUCAGAGGUCACCGAAGGAGAUGCCACGACCGAGGCGCGGCCGAGGCGCAGGCAGAAUAA
Messenger RNA from Schizophyllum commune H4-8, 426 nucleotides. RefSeq lists its product as uncharacterized. The transcript has 2 exons. The record is from RefSeq and is a predicted model, not a curated record. Lineage: Eukaryota; Fungi; Basidiomycota; Agaricomycetes; Agaricales; Schizophyllaceae. Bases 1 to 426 code for a protein of 141 amino acids.